This is a messenger RNA of Olea europaea var. sylvestris, 1430 nucleotides long. RefSeq names its product probable polyamine aminopropyl transferase. The record is from RefSeq and is a predicted model, not a curated record. The transcript is spliced from 8 exons. NCBI's taxonomy places the organism in Eukaryota, Viridiplantae, Streptophyta, Magnoliopsida, Lamiales, Oleaceae. Bases 159 to 1163 code for a protein of 334 amino acids.
AAACAGGCUCUUGUAUUUCGGCCUGAAUAACAGCAAAAUGGACAUUUUGGAACAUUACGGACAUUUCUUACAAUCUCCUCGUCCUUUUUUUAUCCAUCGAUCUAAUCAAUCUGUAGAAAGUUUGAAGCAAAGUGACUGACUGAAACAUUACGGAGGCAAUGAGCUUAUUGCAAUUCUUCCCCCAAACCCAAAUUUCUCUUCCUCCUCAGUGUACCCUUCCAUAUUCCUGCAAUUUUCAACAUUUACUGCCCCACUGCAACAAAAGCAAUGCCAAAAAAUCUAUUCAUUCAAAAACGAAACCAGCCAAAUCUGUUUUGUGCUCGUCACAACAACAACAGCGAGUAGAAGAACACAAUGAAGAAGAAGAAGAAUUCCAUUUGCUGACUUCCAUUCGGAGCAGUUAUAACAACAUUGUAAUCCUCGACACUCCUAAAUCUCUGCUUCUGCUUCUCGAUUCUACCAAUAAUGUUCACAGCAUUCUUAACAAAGGAAGUAAAUGGACUGGUUCAUAUUGGGAUGAGUUUGCUACCUUGCCACCUGUGGUUCCAAGGGGUCCCAUUGCAAUAUUUGGCUUGGGUGGAGGAACGGCUGCUCAUUUGAUGCUUGAAUUGUGGCCUUCAUUGCUGCUUGAGGGCUGGGAGAUAGAUGAAAUUUUAAUAGAUAAAGCUAGAGACUAUCUUGGGCUGUCUGAUCUUGAGAAGCAAAAUAUGGCUGGUGGAGUACUUAAUGUUCACAUUGGUGAUGUUUUUUCUUCAUCUGUUGCUAUUCCUGGAGGAUAUGCUGGCAUUAUUAUUGAUCUGUUCUCUGAUGGGAAGGUUUUGCCGCAGUUGCAGGAGGCUGCUACAUGGUUGGAGCUUAAUAACAGAUUGAUGCCCAACGGUCGCUUCAUGGUGAAUUGUGGUGCUGGCGAAGAUGGAUUGUCUGAAAUCAAUGAUGCAGUAUCACCAAAUGAAGAUUCAUCAACGGAUGGCACCUGGGAACUAAAUGCUACUAUCAAGGCUCUUUGCAAAGCAUUUCCUGGACAAGUAAAUUGGAAAAAGAUGCCAAAAAGUGAGGGUGAAAACUAUCUUGCCCUCACAGGACCUUUGACAGAAACAGCUACGUGGUCUGCUGUUCUCCCUCCUGAACUGAGCUCCAGUGUUCACCAGUGGAUAACUUGCUAAGUUUGGUGUAAGUGUCACCUUCUAAUCAUAACUUCAGAGGAUCACAACUAAAAGAUCUUUAUUGAGCUUCACUGGUGUUGUGGGUGGCAUUUAAUACAUGUAGCCUGUAGCUCAUUUUUGUAUUGGUAGAAGGUAAUGUUAUAAAGAUGCAUUGAAUUCCUUAGGUACAAGUCCAAAAGCAAUACUAAUUGGCAUUCUCCAUUGUAGCUGCAUUGUUAAUUAGAUGCUUAAAUUUGAUAUGCUAUUCAUAGACAUGGGCUUUCUUGA